Molecule: messenger RNA, 3568 nt
Organism: Rhopilema esculentum
Lineage: Eukaryota; Metazoa; Cnidaria; Scyphozoa; Rhizostomeae; Rhizostomatidae
Source: RefSeq, a predicted model, not a curated record
GUCAGAGAAACCACUUUCUGCUGUAAUCAUAAACUCUGACAAGAGAAUGCGUUUCUACACUGGAAUCCAAACUGUGGCCAUUUUCAAUAUAUUGUUUUCACUUAUAAAGCCAUCACUCCAAAAAAUUCAUUAUUGGAGAGGAAGAGUUUUGUCCACAGAAAGACAAAAAAUAAUCAAGCAAAGGCAAAACAAAUUGUGUGGCAAAGACCAGCUGCUAUUAGUUCUUGUAAGAUUGAGACUUGGUGUAUUAAAUCAAGAUCUGGCAGACAGAUUUCAUAAUUCAGAAGGAACAUGCUCCAUUAUGUUUUCCACUUGGAUUAAAUUUUAAAACAAGGUUCUGGGAAAUGCACUCAUAGUUUGGUAACCAAAAGACAUCAUUCUUGAAAAUUUACCUGACAUAUUUAAGAAGACGAAUAAAAACACCAGAUGUGUAAUUGAUUGUUCUGAAGUCUACAUUGAAAGACCAAAAUCCUUAGAUGUUCAAGCGUGCACUUGGUCAGAGUACAAAAAGCACAACACAUUCAAGUUUUUAAUAGCUGUGUCGCCAGCAGGCUAUAUAAUGUUUAUUUCAGAUUGUUAUGGAGGAAGGACAAAUGACCAAUACAUUUGCCAAAACAGUUGUUUUUAUAAUUUACUUGAAUAUGGUUGACAAAGUUAUGGCAGGUAGGGGCUUUCAAAUUAGAGAAGAUUUGUUGCACCAUUAUUGUUCCUUGAAUGUCCCACCUGGUGCCCGAGUGAAGUCACAGAUGACAUCAGCAGAAUUCUACAAAACCAAAGAGAUGGCAAAUUUAUGAAUUCAUGUGGAGCGUGCCAUCAACAGAUUAAAAACAUUUCGAAUUUUGGAAAAUAUUUUUCCCAUAACAAUGUUACCAUUGGCUGAUGAUAUUAUUAGAGUUUGUGCAACCAUUUGCAACAUACAGCCACCAUUAAUCCGUGAAAAAAGUAUAUGUAAAGUAAUGAAUUUUUUGUUAUUAUUUUUGAGGUUACAGUGGCAAAAACUUUGAGCAUAUUGUAUGAAAAUAAAUCUUCAAAAUAAAGUCCCAGUUGUUUUUCAAAAAUGAACCUGCACCCCUAGCUAUGUGCCUCAUUUUGUGCUACUACUACAGCUCCAAGGAGUGUGCGUUAUUUCAAGGAGGGUGAAUAUAUUACAAUGCUACUCUUUAAAUAAUGAAGGAACAUAAAACUUAAGAUAAAAUUCUGAAAAAUUAUCCUUCAGUCCCAUCCAAAGAUCUUUGUCAAAGCUUAAUAUUUGUGCAAAAACACCAUUGGGGGUCUAAACAUUAAAGUGGCAUUUAUGGAUUUCAGAAGCAGCCAUCUGGACUUGGCACUGUGUGUAAUACUUGUGACUGGGUUUGAGACUUGUUAUAUUAGCAUCUUUAUUCAAGUAUGGCAAUGUAACACUAGCAUCCAAAGGUGAUUUGUCUCUGAUAGAAUAUGGGCACUUGACCUCUAAGCAAGAUUUUCCACAACACAGGCAAUCAGGAUUAUUCUGUCUGGGCUGCCACCAACGAAAGGAACAUCUUUGCAUACAAAAAAUGCCGCAUUCAUGAACUGUAACACAUUUGUGGGUUUUUUUAUAUUCAGCAAUAAAUGUGUUUACAGCCUCAGUUUCCAUUGCACGUUCAUAUUUUAGUGCAGGCAAUUCCGGAUUUACAUGCUUAUUGCCAGAUAUACUUUUAAAAAUUGCCUCAAAAUUGAUUGAAUCUUCAUCUUUAUUGCAUGACUCUCUUUGUGUUUGCAUUUGUGUUUUGACACUAUGUGCCUUUGAAGCGCUGAUAACAUGUUUUCGGACUGCAAACCAUAAUGGGUUGUCACUCUGCCUUCUUGUUGCAAUUUCAAUUCGUGUACGAUUUGAUGGAAAGUAUUCUAUUUUCAUUAAAAAUUCUUCACUGGAUUCUGAUUCUAAUAAAAAUUUAUCUAAGGUGUAUAAUUAUUCCUCUAUAAUUGCAUGUGCAGUGGUAUUCUGUUCAACCCUGUUUACAGCAGAGAAUACAAUUGAUUGACUUCUGUUACACACUGUUGAUAAUGCAUUUGCAAUCUCAUUCAAGGUGAGAUUUGAUUCUUCUUCACCCAAUGCAUCAAACCUUUUCUUUGGUGAACAAUUUAAGCCUAGCGCACACAGCAGAUAUUUGUCGCAAAAGACGAAGAUUUUUGUCUUUUUCAUAAAAACUGAUUGCCCGCACACAGCACGAUUUUUUUCGGAUUAGUGCCUCGAUUAAGUUUUGUGACCUCUUUUUCACAUUGUUUGAACUUCUUGGCGCGUAAAAUAAAAUUCCAAACACGAAUAAAAUUGCUCAAGAAACUGACAAAGGUUAUGAAUUUGACAAAAAAGAAAGCACUGUUGGCUAUUAUCCUUUUAAUAAGACGAAGAAGGAGGCGAAUUGCGAGACGAAUGUGGGUGAAAUCCUGGAUUGAGCGUAGAAAUGAGCUGGGAGCAUAUCAGAAUCUUGUUCAGGAGUUAGCAUCGGAGGAUAAACCUAUGUACCAACGCUAUUUUCGUCUCAACGAAGACCUUUUCAAAUCUCUUCUUGCCAAAGUAAGACCAAUGAUUCAAAGAAAAGACACUCACAUGCGAAAAUCAAUUAGUGCAGCAGAAAGACUUGCAGUCACACUACGAUACUUAGCAACAGGAGAGUCAUUUCACAGCCUGGGAUUUUCAUAUAGACUUGGAGAAAGAACAAUUUCAUCAAUAGUGACAGAAACUUGUGAUGCAAUUUAUCAGAAUCUUAAGGAUAGAUAUCUUAAGAUUCCAAGCACAUCUCAUCAAUGGAAAACAAUCAGUGAUGGUUUCUACAAUUUAUGGGACUAUCCUUUUUGUGUUGGUGCAUUAGAUGGCAAACACAUUGCAAUCAAACAACCAAAAAUGUCUGGAUCAGAGUACUUCAACUACAAGGGAUAUUUCAGCAUAGUCCUUCUAGCAUUGGCAAGUUAUGACUACAAAUUGAUAUUUGUUGAUGUUGGUGCAAGUGGAAGAAAUGGUGAUGCUGGACUUUUUGAAACAUCGCCUCUAAAUCAACAGAUGAAAGACAAAUCAAUUGCCUUUCCAGAAGCUGAGCAAUUUGGGGAAACAUGCAUCAAAUGUCAUUAUCAUAUCAUUGGUGAUGAUGCAUUUCCCUUGAGAAAUGAUAUCAUGAAACCAUUCCCAUUUAGACAACUGUUACAUGAACAGCACAUUUUCAACUACAGGCUUUCUAGAGCACGACGGGUUGUCGAAAACGCUUUUGGUAUCAUGGCUAAUAGGUUCAGGGUGAUGCUGACAAAGAUUAUGUUGGAGCCUGAAAAGGCUAAGCAAAUUGUGCUGGCAAUUUGUUGUCUGCACAACAUGCUGAUUGAUGAGCAGCCUUCAUAUAAAAAUGCAUGUGACAGUGAAAGAGACAACCAUGAGCUUUUUCAAGGCAGCUGGAGAUUAGACAAAUCUCUAACUGAGUUACAGAAGACAAAAAACAGAAACUGUUCAUUAAGUGCUAAGGGUCAGCGUGAGCUUUUGAAACAAUAUUUUUCCUCAACAUCUGGAUCAGUAUCAUGGCAAGAUAGUAUGGUUGCAACAAAAAAUAAUGAACUCAACUAG